This is a messenger RNA of Solanum pennellii, 1126 nucleotides long. RefSeq names its product putative F-box protein At4g38870. The record is from RefSeq and is a predicted model, not a curated record. Lineage: Eukaryota; Viridiplantae; Streptophyta; Magnoliopsida; Solanales; Solanaceae. Bases 143 to 811 code for a protein of 222 amino acids. The transcript has a single exon.
UGAAUUCUUCCAGCAAAAUACCUCAUGAUAUAAUAUUUGAAAUAUUCUCAUGGCUUCCUGUCAAGUCGUUAAUGUGUUUAAAGUGUGUUUCCACAUUGUGUAAAUCAAUUGUACCGGAAUCAGAUUUUUUGGAUAUCCAUAGAUGUCGUUCUACUGGGACAAAAUUCAUCUGAAAGGAGAAGAAGUUUAUUACACCGCGGAGGAAAAGGAAGAUGGAAAAGAAUCUGCCUCCCUUCUUCAAGUUGAUAAAUUUAAUAAUAUUUACAAUCGUAUCCCUACAAAUUCUCAUUUCAGUUCAUGCGUUAAUGGAUUAUUUUGUUAUUGGAGAUCAUCAUCUAUCCUAAUUUUCAAUCCCAGCACAAAAGAACUAAGAUUUCUGCCCCAUUUAAAGAAACAUAUUCUUUGGUGUAACUAUUCAUUAGGUUUUGAGCCAAAAGAAAACAAGUACAAAGUUGUCUCAGCAGAAUAUCAUGCUCAAGAAGGAUACAUAAAAUACUGGAUUUUCACUUUAGGCAUAGACAAAUCAUGGAGAGAGACUCAAAGCGUUUUAUCUUGUUUUCCGUCUACUAGUCCCAGUGUUUGCAUUAGUGGAGUUAUCUAUCAGUUCAUCUAUGAGUCUGUUAUAAAUGGUUACAAAUCUGCUAUUGUUGCAUUUGAUGUUAAAUCUGAAAAUUAUGAAAUCAUUGCAUUGUCGGAAGCAUUCAGGAUGCACUGUCACGAGCUGAUAGAGGUGAUGGGUAAAUUAGCAACCAUAGAUUAUGAUUAUGAAAGCAGGCAAAGUGGAUAUUUGGACAUGUGGAUUUUAGAUUAGACUCCAAGAAAACAAUGGGAGAGACAUAUCAUUCGUUUUCCCUUGAUAUGGAUUGAUAAAAAACCUAUAGUUUUAUCAUCCUGCACUCCUAGUAAUGGGGAGAUUGUAUUUUUCAUGUACUUAAGUCCAAGAGUUGUCAGUUGUUUCUCUUAUGAUGUCAUAAGAAAGAGUAGGAGGGAAUUAAAAAUCAAGGGUUUUCCAAAGGAAAACAACAUCAACGGCAUUUAUAGUUAUGUUGAAAGUCUUGUUUCCUUUGGAUAAUUUUGUUCAAACUGAAAGGCAUCACAAGUGCUUGUUUGUCCUUUUUCUUUUGAA